AUGGCCGCUCCCAGCUCGGGGCAAAGUCCGGAGCAGCAGCAACAGUCGCCGCCUUUGCUUCCCCCGCUUCCCAUGGAUUUGCUACAGGCACACAUUAAAAUUGAAAAGGAAGAUGAUGUUGAGUUUGUAUCUGUGAGUCACAAAGAAGCAGAUGAGGAUGUACCCUUGGCGCCUGUUAGAAAAGCUCAGAAAGGCAGAAAACCCCGUUAUGAUGGUUCUCUGGUUCAGUUGACCAGGAGGUUCAUGGAUCUUGUCAAAACUGCUCCAGAAGGAGUUCUCGACUUAAAUGAGGUGUCACGGAUGCUGGGGGUGCGGAAACGAAGAGUGUAUGAUAUCACAAAUGUGCUGGAUGGAAUACGUCUUAUCCAGAAAAGAUCCAAGAACCUUAUCCAGUGGGUUGGAUCGGAUAUCAAACAGAUUACCAAAAGGACACCUGAGCAUCAGAAGUUAAGAGAUGAACUCUAUGACUUAACUGCAAUGGAGGAAGCAUUAGAUGAACUAAUCAAGGAUUGUGCUCAUCAGUUGUUUGACCUAACAGAUGACAAAGAAAAUGGAAGGCUAGCUUAUGUGACCUAUCAAGAUAUCCGUAGCAUUCAGACGUUUCAAGAACAAAUUGUUAUUGCAAUCAAGGCUCCAGAAGAAACAAACAUGGAGGUACCAGCUCCAAAAGAAGAUUGUAUAGAAGUACGUCUGAGGAGCACAAAAGGACCCAUUGAUGUCUAUUUAUGUGAGGUACCGCUAAGUAAUCCAGAUGGAGAUGCUUUGAAAAACACAGGCAGCCUUUCAUUCAAAACUAAAUAGGCAGCUGCUUUGU
Messenger RNA from Euleptes europaea (tarantolino), 814 nucleotides. RefSeq names its product E2F transcription factor 6 (gene E2F6). The transcript is spliced from 6 exons. NCBI's taxonomy places the organism in Eukaryota, Metazoa, Chordata, Lepidosauria, Squamata, Sphaerodactylidae. Gene Ontology annotation, biological process: regulation of transcription by RNA polymerase II. Gene Ontology annotation, cellular component: RNA polymerase II transcription regulator complex. The record is from RefSeq and is a predicted model, not a curated record. Gene Ontology annotation, molecular function: protein dimerization activity; RNA polymerase II cis-regulatory region sequence-specific DNA binding; DNA-binding transcription factor activity, RNA polymerase II-specific. Bases 1 to 801 code for a protein of 266 amino acids.